Messenger RNA from Bathycoccus prasinos, 210 nucleotides. RefSeq lists its product with no specific name. The coding region runs from base 1 to 210 and encodes 69 amino acids. Lineage: Eukaryota; Viridiplantae; Chlorophyta; Mamiellophyceae; Mamiellales; Bathycoccaceae. The record is from RefSeq and is a predicted model, not a curated record. The transcript has a single exon.
AUGACUUCGCAUCCAAUCGCGGUGAACAUGCACAUGUCUAAAGACGAGGCCGCAGAAACGAUGAGAAAACAUAAAUUGCACCAUUUGCUCGUGACAGACGACGAAGGGAAGUUUUACGGCUUAAUCUCAUCUUUCGACAUCGCGCGGGAGACGGCGUUAGACGCCAAAGCAUGGUAUGUCAUAAUCAACUUAGCUUCUGUAUACGCAUGA